AUGGCUACUCCUCCGCCAACCUUCCUCAUAGUGGACCCACACAAGGGAAGAAAAAGAGAUAUAUUCAACUUCUUGUUCAUGAAAAAUGAAUGGAGUGGAAUGAGGUUCUUGGAUGGCUCAGACGAGGGAGUUGUGCGAGGUGCAGUAUCUGAUCACAGGUGGAUUUUAUUGGUGUCUGUUAUAAUUCGGAGAAUCCUUGCCUUUAUUAAUACUCCAUUGAUGUAUCUUGGCUACGUGGUUGAUUUCUUCCUCAACCUUAUUUCUCAAAAUGGUGGCGUCUCUGGUAUACUUUGUAACUCUCUCCAAGGAAAGCUGAUGAUACCAAAGAAAGGAACAGAAAACUUUAUAAGCACUAUUGGACAGUUGGAUGGACGAAUAGAGCUAUACAAAACUGAAAUAAUGUCGGAGAAGGUAGAUGAUUCUGUUUCUGCAGAUGCAUAUCACAUGAGAUCAGGUUUGGGGAAUCGGUAUCUCAUGGACCUUUGUAUCAUGGCGUCUAAGCUUGUUUAUGAGAAUGAGAACGUUGUUAAAAACGUUGUCGAACGAUACUGGAAGAUGCAUUUCGUGGACUUCUACAACUGCUGGAAUGAAAAUCAAAAGGAAGAAAACACCCAAGUGUUCAUUUGCUGCGACAAGCCUAAAGAUGCAAACUUGAUAGUGAUCAGCUUUAGGGGCACAGAACCAUUUAACGCUCAAGAUUGGAGCACUGAUUUCGAUUUCUCAUGGUAUGAGGUCGAAAAAGUGGGAAAAAUUCAUGUCGGAUUCUUAGAAGCUAUGGGUUUGGGCAGCAGAGGAGAUCCUUCCACCUUCAAAAAUCACCUUCGCAGGAAGCUUGCAGGUUUCUUCCAUUUAAAUCAAGAAACUGAGACAAUGAUGAUGGAGUGGGCAAAGAAAAGUGCGUAUUAUGCUGUGUCCAUGAAGCUAAAAAGCUUGUUAACGGAGCACAGGAAUGCAAAGUUCGUAGUCACUGGACAUAGCUUAGGAGGAGCUCUUGCUAUACUUUUCCCAUGCGUGCUAGUGAUUCAGGAGGAGACAGAGAUUAUACGAAGGUUGCUAAAUAUAUACACAUUUGGACAACCAAGGAUCGGAGAUGCACAACUUGGAAAAUUCAUGGAGGCUCAUUUGAACUUCCCAGCUAAUAGAUACUAUAGGGUAGUUUAUUGCAACGACAUGGUUCCUCGUGUGCCUUUCGACGACAAGGUCUUCGCCUUCAAGCACUUCGGAGUCUGCCUUUACUACGACAGUCGCUACUUCGGACAAUUUAUGGAUGAGGAGCCGAACAAAAACUUCUUUGGAUUGAAGAACUUCAUCCCCAUGCGUGUGAAUGUAGUGUGGGAGAUUUUCAGGAGUUUUGCAAUAGGCCACACACACGGGCAAGAGUACAAGGAGAGUUGGUUCUGCACAUUUUUUAGAGCAUUGGGUUUGGUGCUUCCUGGAAUUGCUGCUCAUAGUCCUAUAGAUUAUGUCAACUCAGUGAGGCUUGGAAGGGAGCGCAGAACUCCAUUGUCAUCUUUGAAAAGCUUCGUUCGCAAACCACACGAUGGUUAA
Messenger RNA from Manihot esculenta (cassava), 1548 nucleotides. Its product is annotated as triacylglycerol lipase OBL1. The transcript has 5 exons. NCBI's taxonomy places the organism in Eukaryota, Viridiplantae, Streptophyta, Magnoliopsida, Malpighiales, Euphorbiaceae. The coding region runs from base 1 to 1548 and encodes 515 amino acids. The record is from RefSeq and is a predicted model, not a curated record. Gene Ontology annotation, molecular function: triacylglycerol lipase activity. Gene Ontology annotation, biological process: lipid metabolic process.